AUCAAGAACGUCAUAUUGCUCGGCGCGACGGGGAACCUGGGCACCGAGAUACUCAACGCCCUCAUCAACUCGGGCCAGUUCACCGUAACCAUCGCUCAGCGCGCCUCCUCCUCAUCACGGCCCGGCCCCAAGGCACCCAGCGACAAGUUCAUCACCGUCAACAUCGACGAUGACCUGUCCCUGGACAGCCUCAAGGCCGCCUUCCGGGGCCAGCACGCCGUCAUCGUGGCCACACGGCCCGGCGACGGCCAGUCGCAGCUGCGCAUCGCCGACGCCGCUGCCGCGACCCCCGGCAUGCGGCGCGUGAUCCCCGCCGACUAUGGCAGCUGCGACUCGACGACGGCCCGGGCGCAGGAGCUCGUGCCCAUCUUCAAGCGCAAGGCCGAGGUCCGGGCGCGGCUGCAGAGCCUGGCCGAGGCAUCAUCAUCAUCGUCGUCGUCGUCGUCGUUCUCCUGGACGAGCAUAGUCUGCGGCCACUUCUUCGACUGGGGCCUGCGCGAGAACUUCCUGCACUUCAACCUGCGCACGCGCACGGCUGACAUCCUCGGCGACGGCACCAUGCGCAGCUCCACGUCCACCCUUGCGCGGGUCGCCGAGGCCGUCGUCAGGGUGCUCUCCCCGGAGCACGAGGCCCGCACGCGCAACAUGAUCGUCUACGUGCAGAGCUUCUGCGUGUCGCAGCUCGACGUGCUGCGGGCGCUCGAGCGGGCCACGAGCGGCGGCGGCGGCGGCGGAAAGGAGUGGCAGGCCAAGUACAUUGACGCCGAGGAGUUCAUUGCCGAGAACAAGGCCCGCGUGGAAAAGGGCGAGACCGAGGCCAACGAGGACCUCGUCUUUGCGCUGGGCGCGAUCGAUGGGGACUGGACUACCCGCGAAGGGUUCGCGAUGGAGAUGCUGGGGCUGGAGGAUGAGGAUCUGGACGAGGUGGUGGGGAGGGUGGUC
Molecule: messenger RNA, 942 nt
Organism: Microdochium trichocladiopsis
Lineage: Eukaryota; Fungi; Ascomycota; Sordariomycetes; Xylariales; Microdochiaceae
Exons: 1
Molecular function (GO): oxidoreductase activity
Source: RefSeq, a predicted model, not a curated record